AUGGCAAUGGUAUUGGCAGCCUUCCUUGCUUGCAGCUUCUUGAGCACAAGUUCUCAGUACAUUUACUCGAAAGAAAAAACUUGCUGCUCCAUUUAUGGCGAGACAAUGUUACAAAUCCGAGAACUUCUGAUCCAACAAGAGAGGAUCCAAAAAUCCGUAGAUUCCCUCAGGCAGACGGUGCAGAGCCUCGAGGAUGAUGAAACCAAGACACAUAAAGAUAUCCAAAUCGUCAAAAAAUGUUUGGUAGAUUGUCAGGAUCUCUACAUGUAUACUACCGGACCCAAACAGUCAGGGGUAUAUACUAUUUAUCCUUUUGGUAACGAGACCAGACUCAAAGUGUACUGUAACAUGGAAACAGAGGACGGAGGGUGGACAGCUAUUCAGAGACGAUCAAGCGGAUCUGUUGGUUUUAAAAGAACUUGGGCGGAAUACAAAAAAGGUUUUGGGAACCCAGCUGAGUCUUACUGGAUAGGAAAUGACGUGAUUCAUCAGCUUACCAACGGAAGGAACUCGACCCUCUACGUCUACAUUACAUUAAAAAACGGCACAACCAUGUAUGAACGUUACCAUCACUUUUCUGUUUCUGGUGAAUCAGACAACUACAGACUUUAUCUCGGGGGACCAGCUACCGGGACAUUAGGUGACGUAAUAUUAGACACGGGGAGAUCUUCCCUAAAUCUGUCCUGGAUGUCAUUCUCCACCCUGGACAGAGACCACGACAAAUGGGAUAACAAUGACUGGUUGGAUAGUGAUAACUGUGCUGCUAUUCACGGACGAGGCGGUGGCUGGUGGUAUAACUGGUGUUCCUAUGCCAACCUUAACGGUCCCUGGUCGUCGUCAGACUGGUACAUGCCAUGGAAUCCGCCACUUGAGUAUGGUGAUGAUAUAACGGGGACUCUAAUGAUGAUUAAACAUAACUGA
Molecule: messenger RNA, 921 nt
Organism: Saccostrea cuccullata (small rock oyster)
Lineage: Eukaryota; Metazoa; Mollusca; Bivalvia; Ostreida; Ostreidae
Product: angiopoietin-2-like
Exons: 5
Coding region: 1-921 (306 amino acids)
Source: RefSeq, a predicted model, not a curated record